Molecule: messenger RNA, 710 nt
Organism: Bolinopsis microptera
Lineage: Eukaryota; Metazoa; Ctenophora; Tentaculata; Lobata; Bolinopsidae
Exons: 6
Coding region: 171-617 (148 amino acids)
Source: RefSeq, a predicted model, not a curated record
CUAUUAACCAGCCCAACAACUUUGUUGUGUUCCGUGAUUUCUUCUCCUCCUACGUGCCAACAACCUCCAAACAGUGGCCAGAUCAUCUGAAGAGAGGACCAAUAAAACUGAAAGCUGUACCUAAGCUGUUGCCUGUUGAAAAGGAGUCGUUUUUCCCUUCAACGCUGACCAUGCCUUUAAAGCCAAAGACAGCAACGCCAGUGUCCACCAAUCCGGCAGCCUUCAAUCCAGCAGCCUUCAAUCCAGCAGCCUGCACUCCCUCAGCCUUUAUACCAGCAGCCCGUGGUCCAGUACCAGCUGCCUUUAUUCCAGCAGCCCGUGGUCCUGCUGCGUGCAACUCACCAGUCACAAACCCUGCAGCUUGCAAGGAAUUUCAUAUGCCGAGUUUAUUAGACAGACCAUUGAGUCGGCUCAUGUCGUCAUCGGCCGGGAGUUCCGGGAGGGAAACCAGUUCACCGACCACAAACCAGGCCCCUAAGUCAGGGAAAUCACGUGACUCUACUUUUAACUGGUCUAGGAACAACGUGAUGCUGAAUCGGAACUACAUAGUUGGAGGACAAACCAACCCCAUAUCUCAAUCCAGAUACACUCAUUUCGGCAGACCUCGACCAUUCUAAUAAGCUGGCGCCUCUGUUCCAGUCAAGGUUUUAAGAUAUAUACACAGUACACACGUCCAAAAACAAUUCCUGUUCAUCAGAAUCAGAAUCCCA